Molecule: messenger RNA, 4358 nt
Organism: Perca fluviatilis (European perch)
Lineage: Eukaryota; Metazoa; Chordata; Actinopteri; Perciformes; Percidae
Gene: lmo7b
Product: LIM domain 7b
Exons: 30
Coding region: 130-3861 (1243 amino acids)
Biological process (GO): regulation of signaling; regulation of cell adhesion
Molecular function (GO): protein binding
Source: RefSeq, a predicted model, not a curated record
CUUGUCAGUGAUGGAAAGUCGGUGGCAGAAGCGCGGGGUGUCCGGUAAUCAAUUAGCGGAGAACUUUCACCGGUGAGCAGCCACACACAGCACAAGAGUUGGGCAUUUUGCUUGUUUGGAAGAUUAACGAUGGAGUGGCGCCAGCAGACCAGUGUCAGCUGUGCAGACGCGUUCAACGAGGCUCAACGCUGGAUUGAGGAAGUGACUGGAAAAUUGUUUGGUUGCAACGAUUUCCGUGCUGCCUUAGAGAAUGGAGUCCUGCUGUGCGACUUGAUCAACCAGUUGAAACCUGGCAUCAUUAAGAGAGUUAACAGGCUUUCUACUCCCAUCGCGGGCCUGGAUAAUGUGAACGUAUUCCUGAAAGCCUGUGGGAAACUGGGACUGAAUGUGUCUCAGCUGUUUCAUCCAGGAGACCUGCAGGACCUGUCCUCUCGUGCAACUGUCAGGCGAGAUGAAAGCAACAGAAGACUCAAAAAUGUUCUCAUCACAAUCUACUGGUUGGGUCGCAAGGCUCACCUUGAUGCAUUCUACAGUGGUCCUCAGCUGAACUUCAAGGCCUUUGAAGGGCUGUUAGGGUUGGCGUUGUCCAAGGCUCUAGAUGAGGGCAGUAAUGUGAAAGAGUGCUGGGACCCAGAGAGGGAGGAAUGUCAGCGCAUCAGACCGAGCUAUAAGAUGGCGAACUCUGCCGACGGCAUUGACUUCCUGUACUCCCGUGGUGUCCUCCCAAACAAUGAAAGUUGUGGAAGUGACGCGGAAGCUGAGCAGGUGUUCAAGAUGGAGCCCACACAGCCUUCAACCCAACAAAACAAGGCUUAUAUCCCACCGCCACUCCUACGGAGGAAACAAGGACGGGAAGAGAAUGAAAGGGGCUGCACUAGUCCACUCUCCAGAGCAUAUCAAAUGCAAGUCAGACCUGAGAGACCAGUUCAGGUCAACCCUGGCUGGAUUUGGAGCAAAUCACUCAGUGAUAUCCCGAUGGUAUACCCUGUGCGUAAAGUUCCUGAUGUGAACACCAUCUACGAUGUGGACCAGGACAGUGAAGCUCAGUGGCACGAUGACUUGUCAAAGUGGAAGAAUCGUCGCAGGAGCAGCAAGUCUGACCUCCGCAGGAAGUCGCAGGACCGAGAACAUGUCAUUAACCAGAUGGCCAAUGGAGCGCUGGCUAAAUUUGAGAAGAACGAAGCACAAGGCGGACUGCUAAAGAGAGACCAGCAGUUACCACGCAGGAAUUACCCUGCCCCUCGUCCUUACUCCACCUCUCCUUCAGCAAAAUCAUUGAGCUCUGAUCUCCGGCCACGUACUCGGGCUUUGCUGGCCCGCAGCUACACCACGGAGGCACCUUUCAGCCCCACGGCUCCACGUAGCCCCCACAAGUCAGCCUACACUCAGGGAUCAUCAGUUGGAGCCAUGCCUGCCUCUGAUGGGAUUGUCCUGGGAGAGGAGACCCACUUUGCCUCCUUGGCUUCAGAUGGAACAGGAGUUACCACCCCUUCUCUGGACUGCCCUUUCAGCUCCCAGACCCAAGUCAAAGUGCAGGGCAGCCCAGCUCCUUUGCAGCCCAGGGAUCUUACUGAAUCCAUGUCGAGUCACAAGGAACUUCCGUUCUGCCUUGAUCCAAAAGUUCCCACUUUCUGUCCUGGUGCUGUUAACCAGGCAGGAGUUGAUGCUCUGGAGGACUUGCCCCACCAGAACUACAAGUCCCAGGAAGAGAGCCAGAAGACAUCUUGGGAACCAGCUGUGGAGCAAGGCAGUGUCAAGCAGGGGGUCAACAAGUACUUGUUCAGAACUGCGUCAUGGUCCGGCUCAGCCAGCCUUCCUCGGGGUUACCGGAGGUCCGAGGGCUCGUCUCGUCUCUCUUCUGCAAUCACAGCCAGGCCCUUUGGGACCAAGCAGUCCAGGGUGUCCUCGCUGCCGAGACUGUGCAACCUUGACAACCAGGGUCUGUUGAAAAGUGAGCAAGAGGAAUCUCUUUCUCCAACUACCAAAUCUUCUCUCAAAAGACCAACUGUGACUGCCCAUCUGAAGGGUCAGCAGAAAAAAGCUAACCAGGCGAAACGGACUGGUACAGAACAGGGGGAGAAGGUGCAAGGUGCCACCGUCUCUGGGCCGACCUCCUUCCAGACCGAUGGCUACCACCAUCAGCCCUACACCCAAACCCAGCUACUACCGCAGCCAUAUUCAAACCUGCAGACCCACCACAACAAAAGCUUGACUCUCUCAUCUGAUGCAAGCAUUGACCUCCCAAAGGUGGCUCACAGCGACAUGAGAGUGAGCCUUGCUGUUAAACCCAACAGUAGAACAGACUUUGGUUUCCAGACUCAUUGGGACUCCACAGUGGUGAGAGUCAAAUUCAUUCAACCUGGCAGUCCAGCGGAGCUUUGCCAGCUGUGUGUGAACGAUGAGAUUGUGACUGUUAACGGAGUUGCUGUGGCACACAUGAACUACAACCAGUGGAAGGAUAAAAUGAUGUCUUCCCUUCAAACCGGCAGUCUAACAAUGGACAUUCGGCGCUAUGGGAACAAGGAUUGGAGCACCAGUGAGGGGAGUCAUCCUAACCAGUCAGGCCAGAACAGGGUGACCCUCAAUCUGACUGCCGCAGCGCCUGGCCUGAUAGGUUGCCCUGAUCACCAUGCCAACAGUGGUGCCUCUACAGAAACCGCAGUCAGGAACCUCAAUGGGCAGACAGACAAUGUUUUACAAGGUAAAGUCAUGCAUGGAGAGCUUUCUGACAACCACAGGACAGCCAGAAAUAAAGGAGGUUCAGAAUCUGCAAUAUCUGACCUCCAGGUGCCAUCCCUCAGCCCCUCCUCAUCCAGCUGGUCGUGGGACCGUGAGGAGGAUCGAAGGCGUCAGGAGAAGUGGCAGGAAGAGCAGGAGCGCCUCCUACAGAAGCAAUACCAGCGGGAUCAGGAGAGGCUUGAAUCAGAGUGGCAGAGAGCACAACAAGAUGCAAAGGGGGAGUUAUGCAGGAAGCCAGGGGCAAAACAGAACAGAUUCGAGAUGACCAAUGGUGUCGAGAGCCCUGCCAGCACCCUGCUCCAUGUGAAUGGACUGAAAAACAAAAACAGAGAAGAGCAGAGCCCCGACCGAGUUAAGCUGAAAGUAGCAGGUUCAAACCCUCAAAGUAAUGCAUCAGGAGAGCAGCAUGACAAGAUUUCGGGACAUGUCUGGGCUGAGGACUCCUGUGGCUUUGCUGAGCUGUCUCCUGCACACAGGGCAAAGUCCUUGUCUACCCCAGCAUUAGAUGGCCCCUACAAACAGACAAGAGGUGAUGAGAGAAAAGGACAAGGACAGUCUGUGUGCAAGGCUGAGAAAGACAGGCAGCAGAUUUUGGAGGAGAUGAAGAAAAGGACUCAGCUUCUGACUGACAACAGCUGGAUACGUCAGCGCAGCAGCAGCUUUUACAAGGAGCCAAUCUAUGUUGGGGUACCUAUGAAGAGGUUUGACUCUCUGGACGACCUGGAUACUUUGCGUCAGACCCCACUCUCAACCACUACAUUCAGUUACCCUCGCCCACACUCAGCUGCUGCAGGUUACAGUACUCCAAGUAGGAACUCCUCAUCCCGCUACAGCACUGGAUCGUUGUUAUCCCAGAGACAUGCAUUGGUCAAUUCUUCUCAUCAUGGCAGGAUGGUCUGUGGCAGGAGGACUUGCUGUGUGUGUGAGCGUGUCCUGGGUAGUGGGGCAGCCAUGGUCAUAGAGGCCCUUGGUCUCUGCUUUCACCUCGCCUGUUUCCAGUGUGUGGGCUGCCACCGACAUCUUGAAGGAACUGAGACUGGAGUCCAGGUUCGAAUCCGAAACAGGAAGCCCUACUGUGAGCCGUGCUAUUUCCAACUCAAGUCGGGUGCCCCAUCCAUGUGACCCAACAUGCCGUACUUGAGAUCACAGAGCAAGCAGACGAAUCACUGGGAACUCGUGUUGGAUAAAUCUGCGAGAACCCAGUGGAAACAUUGUCCACACAGCCAAGCCACGACUUUUGUCUCCAAACAGUAAUUGCAGAUUAAAACUCUGAUAUAAAAUCUGUGGAUCCACACGCAAAGCAGACUCUUAAUGGCUGUUUUUUUUUUGUUUUUUUAUCAAAUAUAGUUGACAGUUUGUCCGUUUUUCUGAUUUGUUUCCAAGAAAAUGUAGAUUUAAUAUAUGAAAUAAAGUAAUUAUGGGAAUUAUAUGAAAUAAAGUAAUUAUGGAAAUUGUUUGAUUAAUGCUUUUAUUUUAAUGUUAGUGUUGCUAUUUGUCAUAUCCUUGUUAUAUUUGAUAUUUGUUCAAUAGUGCAUUAAAGAUAUCAGAUCUUUCUUGUUAAUGUAGCCUAUUUAAAGUGAUGGUUCGGAGUAAUUUCACCCUAGGGUCCUUUGCACCAU